UCGUCCCGACGAGGUCCUUUUUCAGUCAGACCUGAACUUUACUUUUUGGAUUUCAGGGUGGAAUUUACGAAUUUGGCCCUUUCUACGAGCUAAAAAGGGCUGUGAAUAGCUUCUGACAGACUUGUAGGUAGGUAAUAAAGAUAACAUUUGUCUCACGUUGUCGCAAAUUUUGCAAGAAUCGUGAGAAUUGUUCUUGAGUCCGUGCCCCCCUCCCCCAUAAUGUUUCACAUGGACCUGCAGGACAAACUUCCUCGCUGCGUGUUAUUAUGUUGUAGAUUAUAAAGUGAUCUGGAAAACAGAAGGUCGAAAAUGAAGUUUGGAAACCGUCUAAGAAAUGUCUGAAGACGUUGCAGUGCCAAACGGAGACACGGAAGGCGCGAUGCCGGGGCUGGAAGUACCGAACUGGUGCGAGGGGUGCGCAGGGUGUCAGGCUCUCAGGAAGGAGUUGCAGGACAAGGAGGCUGAACAUAAGAGAGUCUGGCUAGCAGUCAAACAGAGAGUUAUCUCCACUGACUUGCUGUUGAAGCAGAAUGCUGAGUAUAAGGCCAGAUACAACGCCAAAGCUCAAGAAUGUGACAUUCAGCGUCAGAAAAUAGAGGAGGCAACACGACAGCUAAUAUCCACGGAAAGACAUUGUGAGACCCUCCAAAUGCAGCUGGACAGUGCCCUGAAGGAAAUGGAGCCUCUUAAAAAGAGGAAGCAGGAACUUGAGGAGAGCCAGCAGAAGUGCAAGGCAGAAGUGGAGGAGGCAAGGGACAGGAUCAGGGCCAGUGAGGGUCUAUGCCAGCAAUACAGGGAGGUGAUAAAGAAGUUUGAAGAUGAAGAGGCUGAGAGGGAGGCCAACAAUUCCAAUGAGAAGAAGGUUUCUACUGCCAAGCUGCAAGAGGACCUGGCCAAGCUGAAAGCUGAUCUUGCAUCAGAGAAAAGGAAGAACAGAGGCCUAGAGAGAGAGCUAGACAGAGCAAAGGUCAUGAUAGAUGGUCUUCAGGAGCAGAAUUCCAAAAUACAACAACAAGAUGGAACAUCUGCACAUGUUCCUGUGAUAACCCCAGCAAAACAGACCAGAAGAAGCCAUAAUACCCGUACCAGAACACCCAAGCGAGCUGCGCCACCCCCUGCCAGUGCAAUGAGCUGCUCCAAUACUCCUAGUGAUGAGGAAGAAAUGGACUGGUCCAACGUGACAAAAAGGGGUGUUAUGUCUCCUGUCAUGCUGAUGUCACCCUUGUCUCCCCUCCCGCCUACACCAGCCCCAUGUAGAAGAGAAGAUAGGUUUUCCUCCACAAGUGACAGCUCUGCUGACAACAGUGACAUGGACGAUGAUGCAGACAGAAUCGAGAACGAACUUCUUGGAGGCACAGACAUGGAUGUCGUUGAUGAUGACGCAAACGAUCCACCAAAGCUUUCUCCUGUCAAGAACAACAGUCGCAAUAGACCAUCUAGGCCUAAUGCCGUAAAACCAACAGUGAAUGUUACUGAUGAGAAGGGAAAGACUGCAGUUAAAUGGUCUCCUAGAGAUUGUAUUAACAGCUCGAGUCCUCAGAAACUCACGAGGGAGCGAAGUCAAGUUCCGAGUCGGGGUGGCAAAAGGGGAAGAGGAAGGCCACCUCUGAGGAGAGCAGCAAAAGCUAAGGCUGAAACAGAGGAAAAAGCCACACCACCUAAAGAAUCAAGCAAAGAAUUCAUUGAGAAUGAUUGCCGCUCUUGGUUUGGAGAAGUGGAGGAUCUGAGUGACAGUGAGUCCGAUUCCUCACCAGAAAAAGACCAGGAAAGUGAGACGAAGGUCAAAGAUGGUGCUGAGGAUUUGGUCUCUCCAUCACGUAAGGCCAGGCUGUGUUCUGCAUCAGGAUCCCUUUCAGAGGAGGAGAUAACUGAAGAAGAGAGGAAAACGAGAGGAAAAGUAGAGGUCCCUAUUUCUCCAAAGACAACAAAGACACCAGGAGCAACCCCAUCUAGAUAUCCUUUGCGGUCACGGUCUCAAGACUCUGUGAAACAAGAUCAAACUGAUGAUGAUGCCUCAUCAAGAAAGAAAAACAAGUCAGAGUCAGAUACAUGUGAUAGACUUGUGGUGAAGAAAGUGAAGUCUCCUAGAGCCCAAUAUGCACUUAGAUCAAGGUAUGGAAGUAAAACUGACAAAGUAGAUGAAAGAAUAGAGCCAGAAGAUACAUAUAACAAGACAAAUAUCGUCAACGAAAUCACUGACACAUUGCUGGAACAGACAGCAAGGAAAGACUUGGAUGAAAAGGAUAAGAAAGAAAAGGAAUCAGUGGACAACACAAAAUUGAACAACAGCAUAGAAGAGGAAGAAAGUGACAAAGUUGAAGAGGUGAAAGUGCAUUGUGAAGAAGACAACAAAGAGUCAUCUGGCCUUGACAAAAUCUGUAGUAGUGAAGUGGAAAACAAUACAAACUCUGAGCCAAAGAUUUCUUUACCUCAUAUGGAUCUUCCUGAUGCAUCAUCAGUAAAGGAAGAGCCUUCCAACAUCAUUUCAGCUGAAUCAGAUCAGGAAGCCGAAGAACAACCACGUUCUGAUUCCCCGGAGUUCAGGAGGCCGCUUACAAGGUCACAACGUCAUGGCGGCAAGGUCAACCCUGGAGGCAGAAGAGACAGCUCUUCAUCAGACAGGGAGGGGGACGUCUCUCCCAAGAGGGUAACCAGGUUGCAGACCAAGUUGAUAAGUCCCUUACCUGGUCCGAGCUCCAGAACAAGGAGCAGAAGUUCAUCUUCAGAAAAGAGCCUGUCUGAUGUGGAUGCAAAGGACAACAUUCCCAAAGGUGGUACACCAAGGAGGUCGACUAGAAAGUCAGAAAGGGCAAGUUUGUCAUCAGAAAAAACGACAAACACUCAUACACAGAAGAGUGUAGCCAAGCCUGCUAUACCAAAAAAGUCACCCAAAUGCUUGGGAAUGGAAGAUACUGCCAGAGACAGAAAGUUAGAAGGUGGUGUAUCAGAUAAAGAGAAAUGCACAACACAAACAAAUAUUACACCAGUGUUAGACAUAGCACCACAGAUGGUCACAGAGAAAACUGUGCCAAAAGCUGAACUGCAUAAUAACUCUAAACACCAGAUGUCAAAGGAAGAAGAAAACAAGAAGAGUUCCAAAGUGUGUGCGAAAGAAAUACCUGCAUCAAAUACGAGACACCCAAUCAAUAAAGUUGCUGUUGUUUUGUUGGAACCGUUGGACAAACCAUCACAAAGGACAGAACUGCAAAGGGUUAUGCCAUCAGCUGUGGAGCAACAAAAUGUUGGACAGGGUAGAGAACUGUGCACUGGAGAAAUAUCUGCUGAAAAGAACAAUGUGACUGCUGUAGAGCAGGUAGCAAAUGCAGGUGAACUUCCAGGUCAAGCAACAAAGGAUGGUAAUACAAGCCAUACCACUGACCAACAGAUAUCCCAAGAGCCACAUGUACAAGUAAGUAUAGAUGAGCUUUCCGAUCAACUAAGAAAGGAAGGCAGUACUAAGGAUAACCCUAUCCAGGAGGUACCCAAGGAGAUAGAAUUAAAUGAUGAGCUCCCAGAUCAAGUAAAACAGAACGACAAUUCUAACUUGGUGGUAGCCGAAGAACAGGAGUUAGCAUGUGAUGAGGAUACUAUGGAGGAAGGGGAGCUGUCAGAGAGUGAGACUGAAGUCACACAUGGUGCACAGAACAGGGCAGUAAAUGCACAAGAGCACCAAGGUGCUGCAGAAGUGUUUAUAAGAGAGCAGCCUGGUGUGAGCUUACCUGAGAGGGUUAGUCCACACGUAUCAAACAGGUCCAGUCGCAGCAGUCUAUCCACAUCCCCUGUCUCCCCCCUCCCACCCUCACCUUUUGAAUCCCUGGCACUCUCUCCUCUGCCAGUGUCUCCUUUCCUCUUGGAAGCUCCCAUUUCCCCACUUCCACCCUCGCCAUGGGGGAGGUCAGCAUCACCAGGUCUGUCUCCAUCCCAGCAGGUGCCAAUCUCUCCCCUCAGAGAAACCCCUCUGCCUCCAGUGGUAUCACCCUUACAAGUUACCCCCCGUGGUGAGGAUGGUACGUCCCAAAGUGCUUCCUCCAAGGAUGCUACAUCACCGACAACAGAGAACCCUCACCCCUCUCCAUGCGUGUUCCGGUCCGUUGCUCCAAAGGGAGCUGUGCAGGUGAAACCAAAAGCAAACAGAGGUAGGGGUGCUGCGAGGUCUCUCAGCAUGAACAAUUCUAGCAAGAAACGAGCGAUCCUGUUUGUUCAGAGUGAAAAGACUGCCUGGAGGAGUGGUAAGAAAAGCACCACUGUGCAAGAUAAACAGAAGAGUGCAAAGGGAAAUCCAAGACCUACAACUUUGCCUGUCAAGCCCAACAAUCAACAACUGAAAAGCAAACCUGGAAAUGCCUCAAAUUCAAAGACUGGUGAAGAGAAUGCCAAUAAAACUUUUGAUACGCCAAGUUGUUCACAAAAUGGCCAAGAGGUUACCAAAGAGAUAACUGCUACUCCUGAAGAGAGUUCAAGACAAACUCUAAAGCAGACAAAAACAGAAAGAAAGAAGAAAGGACAGUCCUUCCCACUCCAAGACAAGGAGAAGGAAAAGAAGACACCGGGGAUGUCCAGAGAAAAGGAAGAAGAUCCUCAUGAGAGAAUUAAGGGAGGAGAGUCAAAUAUUAGUGAAGUCUUGAAUGCUGCAGAACAUUUAGUUGUACAGAAAGAUGUCCCUGCUGUCAGUGAUACAAACAAAAGGAGACUGGAUGGAGAUAUAGAAGAUGGUGAGAUCACUGGUGAAAGUGAUGAUGAGGGGUUGGAGGGAAGAGCUGUGAAGAGACUCAAGACAGGACCAACAGACAAACUGACAGCUGACCAUGUGCUGCAGUACAUGAGCAACACACAAGGGGGAGCUACUUUAACAGGUGCUGUCAACAUCAUCAUGGAGUAUAUACUGCAGAGUGAGGGGGCCAGAGUGGACCUGUUCCCAGCUGUGAAGACGAUGUGUGAAACAGGAAGUAAACUGCCCAUCAUGACCACAGCAGAGAUGGCCAUACUGGGCAGGGUGACCUACCUGGCCAAGCUGGUCAAGUGGAAGGGUCUGGUCAAUCGAGUAAGCCGCGCCCUGUCGACGGAGAUCAGGAGGAACAUCAGGACAGAGCACCUGUUGGCCACCUGUAGGCUGUAUACAGGGUUGUGUAGGCUAACAGGAAACCUUGAGCCGGUAAGAAUUCUCGUCUACGACAUUCUGCGAGAAAAGCUGUUCUCCCCAGUGGACAGAGUCCUGACCAUAGUCUCAGUCUGGCCGCUGGUGCUCCAGAGAAGUGGCCCCGCACUGGAAGAUGGGCCCAUGUCACAUGUCAUAGAGUUAGUCCUCAUGAGUCAGGACAUCAAGGAAGAUUUGAAGUCGUGCUUCAAGAGUCUUUACCAAUGGAAGGACGUGAAAGACGGGGAUGUGAACAGUUUGGCAGAGAGGCUUGUUGAACUUUUACAGAGAAAAGAAAGUGCACAACUCUUGACUAACACUGCGAAAGUCAAGUACCCAUGCCUGAACCCCCUGAUGUACGAGACAGCCAAAGCCCUGGAGCUGCUGGCCUCCCACCAGAGCUGGCAUUGGACCCAUGACUACCUGAUACAGAACCUGCUGCUACCAGUUCUACAGAAGUGGAGGGAGACUAAGAGCACUCCCCGGCCCAGGUCUAUCAAAAGCACCGUUCCUCAUGGCACUGUUGUUGCUAUCAUGCAAGUCAUUGGUGGCAUAGGUAGGGUUGGUCUGUUGGAAGACCAGUCUUCUGUAAACCAGCUGCAGCAGGUGGUGAUCAGAAUGCUGACAGAAGCAGAGAAGAGCCAAAACUCAGUACCAUGGGGCAUACAGAUAGCAGCAGCCUUCUCAUUGGUCCAACUGUCACCUAGCAACCCCAGCCACACCCUGACUGCUCUGCAAACUUGGAUGAAGCUGCCAAGACCUGCACUGUGUGUUCUCCCACCCCUACUGCAGCAAAAUGUAGAAACCCUUGCCAUGCAGUUCAGAUGAGAGACUGGACUGGGCCAUUUGACUCAGAAGGGGUUGGAUUAUAAUUUUAAGUCACAACCCACAUAUAAUGUUGUCAAUAAUUGCAUUUGACUUAUAGAUUUAUAUUUGAAGAAACUAUGACAAUAUUCACUUCAUUAAUGAACUGUGUACAGCCAAUAAUGCAGAAAAAAUGAUCUGGCAAGAUAAUCAAAUGUUGUAAGUAAUAUGGGAAAAAUUACAGCUGUUGAAAUAUUUGCUGCUUUCAUAACAGAUUUGAAAGUUGAUAGAUCAAACCAACUUGAUUUAAAAAGCCUGAAGAUUUAUUAGAUGCAAUAUGAUAUGUUGUUGACUGUUUGAUAAAAGAAUCAUGGAAAGACAAAGUUUCAUUAUGGAAUAGCCAUGAAUUGGCUGUUAAAAAUGUGAGAAAACUGAGAAGUUGAGCUUCAGUAGAUGAUCCUGUGUAAUAUUGAGAUGCAUGUAUUUUCUGUUGGUGCCCUUUAUCGUUUUUGUACUAUUCUUUCUUCAUCUGAAAUAUAGAUGCUUAUAAAUAUG
This is a messenger RNA of Branchiostoma floridae (Florida lancelet), 6493 nucleotides long. Its product is annotated as serine/arginine repetitive matrix protein 2-like. The record is from RefSeq and is a predicted model, not a curated record. NCBI's taxonomy places the organism in Eukaryota, Metazoa, Chordata, Leptocardii, Amphioxiformes, Branchiostomatidae. The transcript is spliced from 17 exons. The coding region runs from base 335 to 5962 and encodes 1875 amino acids.